GGUCUAGCUAUGUGUUUAAAUAGUAGCUUACUAUGAAUCUAUGAUGUAUGUUUAUGUCAUGUACCUUGUCACGGUGGGUAAGCUUUUUUCUACUGAAAUAAUAAAUUAAUAUAGUAAAAAUGGUCGGAUAAAAGAGAGGCCUCUUUAUUCACUUCCCUACCCAAUCACACAUGCAUUUCUUCUCUUAAAACUCCAAUAAGUUCUCCUUUUGCAAAUUUAUCUCCUUUUCUGUUAGCUGUUUCCAAAAAGUGAUUGCUGAAGAUGUUAAAAUGAAGACAAAAAAAGCUUACCAAAUUGAUCGUUAGCAGAUGAAAUGGGUCAUGGUGAGUAAUGGGUUGAACUAAAAAGAGUGAGAGUUUGUAGGUAAGAGAUCACUAGCAAGGUGAAGUUAGGUAUGGACUCUUUUAUACCAUGGACCCUAGCUAUUUGGUUAUUAUUAAGUCUACGUAUAAGUACAUGAAUUUUACUACUAAUGGAUUAAUAGAGAAAGAGGAGAGAGUCAGACGGAGACCUAAUUAAAGAGAGAUCUUCUCUCUCAAGGACCAGCAUUUUACACUCUUGGAUGUUUUGUCUCACUGAUGCAAAGAUGAUCUUACAGAGAGAGAGAGAGGGGUGGUCCUUCUACAUGAUCAUCGAAUGAUGCUAAUAACCAACUAGUUCAUGUUAUCACCAUAUAAUUAAACCAAAGAUUGAAUCUUUAUUUGUAGAGAUCUCGACCUCUCAUCAAUGCAAGUAACCUGUCGAAACUUAUCAACACGAUCAUCCGGCAAAAUUCGGUCCACGUCGUCUUCUUCAUUUUGAACUAUAUAUUCCCUUUAUGUUUUAUCUACACACUCAAAAUUCGAUACGAUGUACGAAUUAUUCAGUUUUUCAGUCCACUAGUAUUAUUUUUGCUGGAUCGCUUUUGUAAAUUUUUGGUCAUGAAUGUAUGCAAUGUUAAUUAAUUUGUAUUAUUAAGCGCAUUGAUUAAACAAAGAUGAAUACACAAUUAUAAACGGAAUUUCAUCCAUUUUAAAACAUAGCUCUUUCAAUCUAAUCAUGCUGUUACGUUGACAAAACAAAAUUCUUAAAUGUUGUUACUAGUUAGGAUAUCGCUUGGUAAAACCUCCUGAAUGUACAAUAGCAACAAACAUAACGAUUUGCACCGAUUAUCUACGAACAAGAACCCCAAAUAUUAUGCGCUCUUUUAUAGCUUAUGAUAUAUUUAUAAGCAUAAACUAUAAUUACACCAAAGAUUUAUAGACUAAAAAAAAAAGACAAUCUCCCAGGCCCGAGUCCCGAUGUACGCCGCUUGGAUGGAUCUCCUCUACUCCUCCACCUCCGCCUAGCUCUCCACCACGUGAAGCAGCUCCUCCCUUUCCUCGUGAUGAUGAUGGUGACUGCUCCUCUCUGUCCGCUGUUCAGGCCUCCUCCUGACCCACCACCGUGCAAGUUCCUCCCCUUGGCUUCCCUCUCUCUCGUCACUCCGCCGGAACCACCAGAUCCUCCGGAUGUACCCGCCGUCGUUGCUCUUCUUCGCUGCCUCAACACCUCUUCCAGUCUCUUUCCUCUGGCGAUGACUCAAAACCCAGAUCUGGAUUUCCUAAGUUUGACGCCUGAGUCUCGAGGCCGUGACGUUCCCUUCUUGUUAUUUGGGGUUUCAUCAGCCGUCUGUGGCUGUCUCUUCUCCAUACCAUCUACUCAAGCUUUGAGCCAGAUCUCAAUUCUAAAGCCUCCAUCUAGGAUGGCGACAAAGAAUGGUGGUGGUGGUGGUUCCCCUGUGUCCGCUAGUGACACUUCAUUAACCUACAGGUUUCUUUCUCCUGUGAUAUACAGGUUUGUGUUUGGGUGUGUCGACUGGCCUUCAAUCAGUUCUUGUUUCGACCUCCCUACCACUCCUUCGUGUGGAAGAGAAGUUCAUUGUCAUCUUCAGUCCGUGGAAUAUGGAUGUGGCGGGUUAUGGUUUCCCGCUUGUUCCUCAGUUGAAUCAGUCUUCUUUCCUAAUAUUUCCUCCUAUAUGGAGUGAAUUGGAUGAACAUGUUUCGUUGGUAUUGCAAGGAUCUUCCUCCCAUCGAAUGCUCUCUGCGUAUGGUGCAGUGUGUGUGGUCCUACGGGUUACACUAGAUGCGAUCUUUGAAGAAGCUUAUGACAUUGUUGUGAUACAAUUUCAUAUGAUUUUUUAUGAUUUGUAUCGCCAUUUUAUCCCUUAUGUUAUUGUUGUUGUCUGCUUGGCUGUUAAUAGCCCAUUUGUAUCCUCCUCCUCUGUUGGAGCUUAGACAUAUUUAAGAUUAAUGCAAGUAUGGUUUGAUCAAAAAAAAAAAACUAUAAUUACACCUUAGGUAGUUAUACUUCAAAAAGAACAAAAAAAUCAAGUUACUAAAUGUUUCAUAGCAUACUAUUAAACUUCUUAAUCUCAAUCGCAACAUUCUUCUACGUAUAUACUGUCAUAAUUCAAACAAGAACUUAGAUCAGAUGUUAAUAUCUAGCUAGUUUAAUUUCUGCUAUUUUUCAUUGUAUACAUAUGUAUCAUUCCACAGAUGUAUCAGGUCACUGUGGAAUGAUAAAGAAAAAACUUAUCAGUUAUAAAAUUGUAAAGCAGUUGGUGUAAACGUUUUAAAAAAUGUUCUCUUUCAAAAAAAAAUUUGCAGAUGGAUUCCCCCUAAAAAGUUUGUUUUAGAGUGACUUCCUUAAUUUUAAUAUAAAAAAGUUGUCUUUGAAGAUGCUUGGACCGCCGGACAAACUUCGAUUUCGACAUCAGCGAGUUCCUUCGAAUGCAAGCUUUAGGAUUACAAGUAAAGUUUUUCUAUGGAUCUCUUCUCUCCUUAGCUAUCUCUAUCCUUUGUUAUGUUUUAAUUAUUCUCGCUUUUCAAUUUACCGUCGAGUUUUCUCUCCGGCUGUAUUCGACUUAGCCUAUUGGCAUUUAAUUUUAAUAUAAUCAGUUGUAAAAAAAAAGAGUGACUUCCUUACAGAAAUUCACUUAUUCACAUAACGUGUAUGUGAUAUCUGACUAAUCAAAACGUAUUGUAAGAACGGAAAUAAAUUCAACUAUGGUAAUGUCCAUGCGAAGUACUGGUCCCAAACUACAUUAAUUUACAUACGUAACUUUGCAGAUUUUGGACCUCACAUGAGGAGUCCACAUCUCUUUAUUUUUCAACAAAUAAACCCUGUUUGAACCCAACAUGCGGUUUUAAAAUUUUGAAUUAUAUUAAAGAAAUAUCCCAGGGAAGUGAUAAGUGAUUUUAAGCGUUCAAGUAAAUAGUAUAAAUUAAUAAGAAUGUUUUAGUAUUUUCUAAUCUUUUUCUAGUAGUAUAAGAUAUAGGAAAAAAAUUCUACAAAAAAAAAAAUCUAAGAAAAUGUAAUUGUGUCCCAUGAAUGGCAUUUGAACCCCACAAAAAACAUGCACUUAAAAGCCAACAAAUCUCCCAAACCCUAACAGCAACCCUUCAUUGAAUCAUGCAAAUGCAAACCUCUUUGCUUUGCCAUUAAAGUCACAGUCAUAUGCUCUGGCUUUUGUUGAGGGGACCAUAUCUCUCACUUUCUUGCCUUCACAUCCAUUUCUUGGAUUCAACUCCUCCACUCUUACAUACAUAUAUGUAUGCAAAUUCUCUCCUUAUUAUUUUUUUUUCUCAAAAAGAAAAUUGGUAAGUUUCAAAAAAAAGAAAAAAAAUUGGCGAAUUGUUUGGCCAGCAAUAAUUAAAGAUCAUAAAUAUAUGGAAAAUGAAAAAAAAAAGACUAGAUUUUGAGGGACAAGCAUAUCUUGUCCUUUUCGUUGUAUGUGACCUCACAAUGUUCAGCUAUAUAUAAGGACCAUACUUCAAAGUAAUAUAGGAAAUACAUGAUGGAAGAUAUUUUAUUUUAAGUAGAAGAAAACAGAACUAAAGAAUGAGAGGAAGCCCAAAAUUAAUAGCUACAGAACAAAUGCAAGUGGAGUUGAAAACAACAUGAAGAGCUCACUGGUCUCUUUCAGUGUUAAACAAUCAUUUCACAUUACGAAUAGGAUUCAUUUCAUCGAAUUCACAAAUACUAACUCUCCAUCAUUUCAUCGAAUUCACCAAACUCAUUUUUAUUUCUUAUAUACAAUAACGCCAUGGUCAAUCAAAUACCUCACGGUAUGAUCUUCAUUACACAUUACGAAUAGGAUUCAUUUUUGUAGAAAAAUUGU
Messenger RNA from Brassica napus (rape), 4141 nucleotides. RefSeq lists its product as uncharacterized. NCBI's taxonomy places the organism in Eukaryota, Viridiplantae, Streptophyta, Magnoliopsida, Brassicales, Brassicaceae. The transcript has 2 exons. Bases 1367 to 2005 code for a protein of 212 amino acids. The record is from RefSeq and is a predicted model, not a curated record.